Molecule: messenger RNA, 1481 nt
Organism: Drosophila ananassae
Lineage: Eukaryota; Metazoa; Arthropoda; Insecta; Diptera; Drosophilidae
Product: trimeric intracellular cation channel type B
Exons: 3
Coding region: 290-1171 (293 amino acids)
Biological process (GO): potassium ion transmembrane transport
Cellular component (GO): membrane
Molecular function (GO): identical protein binding; potassium channel activity
Source: RefSeq, a predicted model, not a curated record
UUUCAUAAUUUUUGUAAUUUUUUCGCACACUUACACCCACACCAAUGUAGACACCCAAGUUUUGCCUGUCAACAUUUUCGUGUACGCAAAUUCUGUUUAGAAUUAUUUGUUAUUUUUAUCCUUAAUUAGCUUUUAAUAAAAGAAUAAAAUUGAAUAAAAAAUCCGACUCACUGAGAAGACAAAAUUCAGAGUCAACCAAAGCAAGGACUCCAAAAAAACUGACCAAUCCAAAAUUAAAAUUAACCAAAGGAUACAAAGAAGGUGCAAAUAAUAGAGGCUGAGCUGAGUGAUGAAUGCCCGGCUUAUCCUGAAGCAGUUACCCAAUCACCUACUCUUCCGCAUCCUGCACUAUUCCCUGAUCUCCCAGCAAUUACGGGAGGACCUGGGCAUGGGCGUGGGGGCGGCAGAGCGGUUGAAUGGGGGACCGAAGGGAUUGAAAGGCAUGAAGGGGUCUGCGGCGAGGCCAAUGGAGUGGCAACCGUUUGCCCUGUGGCUGGCCAACUUGCUGCUGUCCUACGCGGGUGAUAUACUGGGCAACAUGCUCCUGGGCACCCUGCCCCUGGAGCCGCUCUGUAACGCUUCCGAUGUCCUGCUCAGCUCGGCGAUCUGGUACAUAAUCUUUUUCUGUCCCUUCGACCUGGGCCAUACGGUGGCCUCUACCAUGUCAUUUCGUCUUGUGGCCACCGCCAUGGCCACCAUUAGCCAGGUGCAGCUGAUCGAACGUGGCGUCCACAUGGCGGGAAAACUUUAUGGACAGGCCCCGAUCCCGAUGCUGAUAGUGGGCACUGUGAUGGGCAGUGGCGCCGAGCUGCUCAAGCCGGUGGCCUGCAUCCUGAUCAACCGAUGCCAACAUAGCCACCUGGCCUACAUCAAACUAACCAUGAACUCAAAGCUGGCCUUGGGACUCUCCUGCCUGUUUAUGUUGCAAAUCUACCACAGUCCCCUGAUCCUAGGGCUGUCCCGCCAUCAACUCCUGGUCUACACCCUGGUGUUGACCACGACCUUCAAGUUCUUAUCCAUGGCCUACAGCACGGAGCACUUCAUCUGGCUGCUGGAACACCGGAUGCAAUACACCUUUUUCGGCGGCCUCUCCGGGGACUUGAGCAAGUUCUUUGGUCGCGUGCCAAAGGGGAGUGUCCGGCCGACCUGGGCCUUCUCCGAAUUCGAUUGAAUCCGCCACGGAAUUGCAUAAUCGUGCGCCUCCUACGCACCCCCUUUCGCUGUUUAUUUAAUUUCAGGGGCGGCGGAGGAGGCGGCGACUGGUAAGCGGCUUAAGUUGCCGGGCCAGCAGAUGUCUCGCUUGAUCGGGUUACGUACUACAUGCUAAUCGGCUUAGAAGCGCCCGACAGUCAGCAGAUCGAGAGGGCAGGGAGCUGGCCAGAGUACUGGGUUACGGCCACGGGUUAGUGGCUUCAAGGCGUGUGCUCGCCCAGAUGUACUAAAAAAUUUUUGUUUGAAAAUAAAGCUUACAUUAAAACUUA